CCCCUCUGGGCGUGUCCCGGGCGGCCCCGCCCCUUCCCGCUCGGUGCCGCCCCCGUUCCCCCCCGGUGCCCCCGGUGCCGUUCGCCAUGAGCCGCCUCGGGCCGCCGCUGCUGCUGCUGCUGCUGGGGGCGCUGGGCCCGCCCCGGGCCGGGGGCCAGGAGCCGCCGCCGAGCCCCCCGCCCCCCGCCCGGCACAACGCCAGCAGGCCGGUGUGGCCGGUGUUCCCGUGCGGGGGGGACCACCACGGCGAGUCGGGGUUCAUCGCCAGCGAGGGCUUCCCGCGGCACUACCCCCCCGGCAGCAACUGCACCUGGACCAUCACGGUGCCCGAGGGCCAGGUGGUGACCCCAGAGUGUCCCCAGAGUGUCCCCCAGGUCCUAGUGGUGACCCAAUGUCCCAAUGUCCCCCGUGUCCCCCAGGUGCCCGAGGGCCAGGCGGUGACCCCAGAGUGUCCCCAAGGCUUCUCGGCCUCCUACACGCUGCGGACGGGGGCGGCGCGGCCGCGACCCCCGCCAAAACCCCGCGGGGCCCCCGGGGGGAAGGAGCCCCCCGCCCCCCGGGCCGAGCCCCCCACGGCCGCCCCCUGCCCGCAGCGCUGCCGCCGCGCCGGGACCCUGCAGAGCAACUUCUGCGGCAGCGACUUCGUGCUGGCCGGCACGGUGCGGGCGCUGUCGCGGGCCCCGGAGCCGGGCUGGGCCGCGCUCUCCGUGCUCGGCCUGCACAAGUGGGGGGCUCGGGGGGUCCCCCCGCCCGCCGCGGGCUCCUCGCUGCGGCUGCAGCUGCCCUGCCGCUCCUGCCCGGCGCUCAGGAAAGGCUCCAGCUACCUCCUGAUGGGGCGGCUGGCGCCCGACGGGGCGGCCCUGCUGCCGCCCGACGCCUUCGCGGCGCCCUACCGGCCCCAGCAGCACCCGCAGCUGCUGGGGAACCUCGGCAAGCGGCCGUGCCGCGGGACCCCCUGAGACCCCCGGGGCGACCCCCGGGGAGACCCCCGCCCGCCAAUAAACGGUGCACA
Molecule: messenger RNA, 1012 nt
Organism: Passer domesticus (house sparrow)
Lineage: Eukaryota; Metazoa; Chordata; Aves; Passeriformes; Passeridae
Gene: PCOLCE
Product: procollagen C-endopeptidase enhancer
Molecular function (GO): protein binding
Source: RefSeq, a predicted model, not a curated record